Chenopodium quinoa (quinoa) is the source of this 868-nucleotide messenger RNA. RefSeq lists its product as uncharacterized. The transcript is spliced from 3 exons. Lineage: Eukaryota; Viridiplantae; Streptophyta; Magnoliopsida; Caryophyllales; Amaranthaceae. The coding region runs from base 205 to 663 and encodes 152 amino acids. The record is from RefSeq and is a predicted model, not a curated record.
AUAACUCAAAGGUGGGAUUAUUAAAAACGAAUGACCAGAGGUGGGAUUAUUCCCAUAAAUUUUUCCAAUAAAAUUUGACAAUAUAGAUAAUUAAUUUCCCUACAUUAUGUACUCAUAAAAAAAAAAAAGAAAAAAAAAAUAGUGUCAAACAAACCUCCAAAGAAGAGCAGUAAUAAGAAUGAAAAAAAGCAGAGUCCAAAUGAAAUGAGAGGAAGAAGAAGAGGAGAGAGAAACAAGUUAAGUGAUCAGACGAUGAGUGGCGCAAAUGACAGAGACGCUGACAAAGGGUUACUCUGGAAACUUCCUGAAAUCCAAACCAAGGAUUUCGGCAAAAUCGGCCCUGCUUUCAGCUUCGGAGCUGGCUGUGGUUUCGGCUUCGGUCUCGGAGUUAUCGGCGGUUUUGGCAUUGGCCCUGGGAUUCCUGGACUGCAGUUAGGUUUAGGCGUUGGUGCUGGAUGUGGAGUUGGUUUAGGUUUUGGAUAUGGAGUUGGCAGAGGUGUUGCUUAUGAUGACAGAAAAAGAUAUUCUAACAUUGGUAGACCUUUUAACGGUUCAUAUGUUCCAUCUCAUAAUGAGGUAGGUGCACUGGUGGAUGAGCUUGUCAUCAACACCAAGAAGCUGAUGGUAGCAGCUUCAAAGGAAAUGGACAAAUGGAGACGUUAGACAGAAGCAUCCCAGGUCUUAAUAUAGGUAAAACCUUAUCAUGUCUUCUAAGUCAUUGAUUCUGAGGUGGAGCACAUUUAAAUCCUCCAACAAAAAUAAUUGUAGAGCCUUAUACUUGUAUAUUGUUGAAAUUAUAUUAUGUAAUUUUCUGCUAAUCUUGGUUCAAAUAAUUCUAUUCCAAUGUAUUGAAUUCACAAAUCUUUUC